UCUGGUUGAUUUGACAGCUAGCGAGAUUCAUCUUGUUUCGCUUGGAUUUCGGAUCAUGCAUCUAACUGCAUCUGAAUGAAAUCGCUGAGCCCGUUUGUCAGAAGUCAUUUUGGCGUUUCCCGGCGUUUAACGUGUCCUGUUUGCUUGGCCGCUAAGGUUCAUUCAUUUAGCAAACGUUAGCGUUGGCUUCCGUGCUAAUGUUAGUUGUGGCCGCUGUCCUCGGGUUACACAGUCCAGUUCGGCCGUGGGGUUAAACAGACCACUUUUGCUGCCAUGGAUUACGAGCACAAGGCGAAGGUGGUGGCUGACUGCCUGCUGAGCUACAAGAGGGACGAGUCCGGAUGGAAGGUGUGCAAGAAGUCGAAUGACGUGGUGGUGUCCUGGCGCCCUUCGUCAGAGUUCCCUGGGAAUGUCUACAAGGGUGAGGGUCUUGUCAGUGGGAGCCUGGAGAAAGUGUGGGAAUCCCUGAAGCCAGUACCCAAUGGGCUCAGGGUGAAAUGGGACAACAAUGUGAAAAGGUUUGAGCUCCUGGACCAAAUCACAGAGGACAUCUCUAUUUGCCGAACAGUCACGCCCUCUGCAGCCAUGGGUAUCAUAGCUCCACGAGACUUCGUAGACGUUAUUUUAGUUAAGAAAUAUGACGAUGGCGCAAUUUCAUCAAAUGCCACCAACGUGUGUCAUGCAAGCUGUCCUCCCCAGUCCGGCUACGUGAGAGGAUUCAACCAUCGAUGUGGUUGCAUCUGCGUCCCCAUCUCCGGAGAGCCCAAUAAAACCCAGGUCUUCACAUUCUUCCAGACGGACCUGGGCGGCUUCCUCCCUCGCUCUGUGGUCGACUCGUUUUUUCCCUCCAGUAUGGCUGAGUUCUACAGUAACCUGACCAAGACUGUUAAAUCUCUAAAGGACCUUUGAAAAGUUAGCCUCAGCGCCAAGUAGUCAGGUCACACUUUUAUUCCAUUAGAAGCAUUUCAAACUGAACGGAUAGUCCACUGCUAUAACAGUAGAUGUUAUGUUUAAUGUCCAAACCAACAGUCAGUCCACAUGUGGUUACAUGCCAAAGUUAAAAUGAGGGCUUUGAUAAAACCCACUUCCUUUGCUCCUUGACCUCGUAGGGUGUAAACAUUCACCCCAGGACCGGUCCGACCAGCUACUGCCAUGUUACCUCAUAACUGUUUUUGUACUUGAAAGUGUUUAGUUCUUUGAUUUCCCCUCUAGAGACAGUGAGCGUCUGCCUCACUUACCUCAUGAACACGAAGCACAGCUGGCUUCCAGUAGCUUCAGGUGACCACGUAUAUAUGUACUGUAAAGGUAAAAUAGAAACGUGUCUGACUCUUCCUCUUCAGGGAAAAAGCAGAAGACUGAAACAUACUAACAUUCAGUCAAGUAUUAACUUCUAAUACAGGGGUGUCAAACUUAAACCAGUCCUUUGCUGAUUUUCCAACUCUCCCUUCCCCAGAACUUGCAGAUUCCCUUGUGAUCACCUUGAUCAGGCGUGUUUAUUCACUCAGCAGCUGGAUGAGCCAACUGACACACCUGAUCAAGGUGAUCAGCAGGCAGAGUUGGAAAACCAGCAGGGACACCGGCCCUUGAGGACCACAGUUAGGUGAGUUAGAGGAUCUGAUCUUGUGUUGCAUCAUUCCAGUCUGUCACAAGAAGCUUCCGCUCAUUCCUGACUUGCCUCCUUAACCAGAACCUUCUGCCCUCAUGUGCUGAGCCAUAUUUAGCUUUUUGCUUUUUACCUACAUUGUUUUACCUCAGACCACUUCAAGUCACACUGCAGUCGUGUGCUUGAGCUCUUGCUCAUGUGGCCGUGGAGCGCUUUAUUUUUUUGUGGUAGCUGCUAAAGAAAGAACAUGGAAUGACCUCAUGAAAUUAGGGGUUGGAAACCUGAGACGCAAGUAAGGUCCCAUCUCCACCUGAGUAAUUUGAUCUGUAUGAAGUAAACCGUCAGAAUCAUGACGUGUGAUAUUUUAAAUGGAUCGGUGGCUUUUUAUUUACCCAGAAUCAUGAAUUUAAGCCCUAAAACAAGAAGAGCAAACUGACUUGUCCUGAGUGAUGCAAAAGGUGCAAAGUAGAUUCUCUCGGUAGAACCCGACUGUAUUAAAGCCUGAUGGACAUCUUUACACCAGUAGAACAGAAACUCUAGAAGCUAUGUGCAUGCUCCUCAACUGUGUCCAGUGCGCGGCUUUAUUAGAACUAAACCAGAAGUAGCUGCAGGUAGAAAUCAAGAAGCUGUCAGUGUCUCCCCCCAGAAGAGCUGGUUUACUCUUAACCUGGGGUGUCAAACCCUUGUCUCCCUUCUGAUCACCUUGACCAAGUGUCCACUAGCUGCUGAUUGGGUAAACACCUGGUCAAGGUGCUCAGUAUCAGCUGGGGCAGGUAGUGAGACCAGCAGGGCAGUAGCUCUGGAGGACCAGGGUUGGACACCUCCACUCUAAACUGAACUUUCCUCUGGAAACUGUUUCUCAUGUGCUGCUCGUCCAGAAUUAAAAUGUUCACACCAA
Messenger RNA from Betta splendens (Siamese fighting fish), 2501 nucleotides. It is a transcript of the gene stard5, whose product is annotated as StAR-related lipid transfer (START) domain containing 5. The transcript has 6 exons. Lineage: Eukaryota; Metazoa; Chordata; Actinopteri; Anabantiformes; Osphronemidae. Gene Ontology annotation, molecular function: lipid binding. The coding region runs from base 274 to 909 and encodes 211 amino acids. The record is from RefSeq and is a predicted model, not a curated record.